GAUGGCGGCGGCUGCGGUUUGAAUUCCAGCGGCGCCGCCGGAGUCCCAACAAGAGCUGGGUUAGAGGGGGCGGGGACCUGGGGAGCCAGGCGGAUCGCGACAGCCAGGGGUACCAGUGGCGCCGUCGCCACAGACACCAAUGCCACCAUUGCCUCUGUGCCCAUGAUGGACUCGGCGUUGAAAGAGGACGUCACCCUCUCUGGGACGCUCAGCGGCUGCAGUAACCUUACUCCUACUUUCCCAGCUGACCUGGAUGGCAUCAGCACCUGCAUUGGUUUGGAAAAUGGAGCGCUCCCGCACAUGUUGGAAGAAAAGGUGUCUCCCACCAGAGUACGGAACAUGAAGGACUUUGAAAAUCAAAUCACCGAGUUGAAGAAAGAAAACUUUAACCUGAAGCUCCGCAUCUAUUUCCUGGAGGAGAGAAUGCAGCAGGAACUUGAUGUCCCCACUGAACAUGUCUACAAAACUAACAUUGAGCUCAAGGUGGAAGUAGAAAGUCUGAAGCGGGAGCUCCAGGAGAGAGAGCAGCUGCUCAUCAAAGCCUCCAAAGCCGUUGAGAGCUUAGCAGAAGGGGGUGGCUCUGAAAUUCAGCGGGUGAAAGAAGAUGCUCGGAAGAAGGUGCAGCAGGUGGAAGAUCUCCUCACCCAGAGGAUACUCCUUCUGGAAGGGGAUGUGAAAGCCGCCCAAGCAGAACUGGAAAAGGCCUUUGCAGGAACAGAAACAGAGAAGGCUCUUCGGCUGAGUUUGGAAAGCAAGCUUUCAGAGAUGAAGAAGAUUCACAAGGGGGACUUGGAGGUGGCCCUGGUCCUGGAAGAGAAAGACAGACUGAUUGAGGAGUUGAAGCUGUCUUUGAAGAGCAAAGAAGCUUUAAUUCAGUGCCUUGAAGAGGAGAAAUCUCAGAUGGCAUCUCCUGAUGAGGUUGUGUCAUCUGGAGAACUCCGAAGACUUUCUGCUGCUCUGAGGGAGGAAAAGGAGAGGGACACUGAGGCUGCACAAAUGGAGCAUCAGGAGAGAAAAUAUUUUGAAGAGAGGAUCCAGGCACUUCAGAAGGACCUGAGAGAAAAGGAAAGAGAAAUUGCUACAGAGAAGAAAAAUAGUUUAAAGAGGGAUAAAGCCAUUCAGGGCCUAACCAUGGCAUUAAAAUCAAAGGAAAAAGAGGUUGAAGACCUUAACUCUGAAAUCAAAGAGCUCAGUGUUGCCUUUGCUGAGGCCAGAGAGGCCCUGCAGAAAACACAGGAAGCACAGAUCCUGAAAUUCCAGGGCUCUGAAGACUACCAGGCUGCUCUGACCGAAAAGGAAGCCCUGUUGGCUGAGCUGCACUCAGAAAACCUCACCAAGACCUCCGACAACCACAGGCUGCGGAGGAGCAUGAAGAAGGUCACCCAGGAGCUGAGCGACCUGCAGCAGGAGAAGGAGAGGCUGGAGAGGGACCUGGAGGAAGCCCGCUGCGAGGGGAGCAGGGGAGCCCGCACCAUUCAGGACCUGAGAAAUGAAGUUGAAAAAUUAUGCAGUGAAGUCAAUGAAAGAGAGAAAGCAGUGGAGAAUCGUUACAAGAGUCUUUUAAAUGAAAGCAAUAAAAAAUUGCAUGAUCAAGAGCAAGUAAUCAGACAUCUGAUAGAAAGUGCCAAUCAAAAGGACCUGAUGCUUCAGAAAUUCAAUGAAAAAGAUUUGGAAGCAGUACAGCAGAACCAGUAUUUAAUGACUGCGGAGGAUCUCGAGUUCGGGAGCGAAGGCUUAAUAACAGAAAAGUGCUCUUCUCAACAGUCACCAGGCAGCAAGCUCAUCUUCUCUCAGGAAAAGCAGCAGUCAGAUUAUGAAGAGCUGAUGCAGGUCUUAAAGAAGGAGCAGGACAUCUAUACUCACUUGGUGAAGUCUCUGCAGGAUGCGGACAGUAUGGACGACCUGCAGGCAGAGUUGAACAACAUUUUCGCCUUGCGGAAGCAACUGGAACGGGAUGUGCUAAUGUAUCGAAAUUUGCAGAAGAGCCUGAUGGAGCAGAUGAGCGAAAUUCGGAGGCGGGAAGAAGAACAGUUUUCAUUUUAUAGUGAUCAAACGUCUUAUCUAAGUAUUUGUCUUGAAGAAAACAGUCAGUUUCAAGUGGAGCAUUUUUCUCAAGAAGAACUUAAGAAAAAGGUCAGUGGCCUUAUACAACUGGUGAAGGAACUGUAUACAGACAACCAGCAUCUGAAGAAAACCCUCUUUGAUCUCUCCCAUGUGGGUUUCCAGGGAAAUGCUAGACUUGAGUCAACAGAACAAACAGAGCUUCUAGCUAGCAAGGAGGACAAGGACACGAUCAAAAUUGGAGAGGAUGACAAGAAUAAUUUCCAGAAUGACCAGCAUUUGGAGCAGAGUAAUGAGAUCACUGAGGACUAUGCCAAAUUGGGCGGCAAAAAUGGAUAUUUAAGACACACAGAUUCCAAUAUUUCAGACUACGAGGGAGCCCACAAGCCUGGCCACCCUGGAGACCAGAGCCGAGAAGCAGGGGAGCUCUUAGGUCUGCUUGCCCCUCUCCUACACGAGAAGGCCGCAUUGUCCCUGGAAUCCAGGCCAGACCUUCUGAAAAUGCUAGGUGACCUGCUUCUGGAACGAAUAUGCUUGGCAGAACAGGGAGUUUCUGGAAAACUUCUUGAUGGUAAAACUGAGAAGACUCUUCAGCAAAUGGCUGUUCAGCAAAGAGGUGAACGUGGACGUUUCCUCCAAGCCAACUCAUUCUCCAAGCCACCUGACGAACAGAAGUUGAGUUGGGGUCAGCUGUCAAAGAUGGGCCAAGUGGCCAAGGUGGAGCUCAAGGAUGCCUCAGUGCAGACUGUGGCCGAGGAUGGCGACCCGCUCAGGUUCAGACACGGAGGAGAGAAGCCAGCAGGCACCAUGUUCAGCACUGAGCCUCAGCCAGAGACCUGGUGCAGGACACCAGGGCAGCAGGCCUCUCCCCUCUCCUGCCCCCGGGCAACCCACAAAGAUGCUAAGAAGUCCCGCUUGCCCAUCCUCAUGAAGACAUCCCGGUCAUUAGGAAGUAUGUAUCAUCUCCCCACCACCCAGGGGGUGACGUCUCAGCUACAGGGCCAGGUCCUAGAGCUGCAGAGGGAGCUGAAGGAGUUUAAAACUCGCAAUAAGCAACUGCACCAAAAGUUGAUUCUGGCUGAGGCAAUAAUGGAAGGGCGGCCAGCGCCCGACCCAACGCUGCUGAACGUGCCUGCAGCUCAGCCCCUUCUGGGAGCAGCCUACCAGCAGAGCCCAGAAGAGCAGCUGGGAACUGCAGCCACGCCCUCUGCCCAGAAAGACAAGGAGGUGGACACCAGCCAACAAGCAAGCUACAGGACCGAUCCUGAAAUUUGUCUGCCUGAUGACCUUGCCAUGUUACCAACAUGCAAGGAGAAUCCUGAAGAUUUUCUGGGCCCAGCAUCAGUAGCUACUUACUUGCGUUCUAAGAGUCAACUUUCUGUUAAAGUUAAUGUGACUGAGACUGACCAGUCUGAGAACAUCAGUUCCUCAAAUAAUAUGGAAAACUUAAAACAGAAAAUCCGUGACUUGGAAGCUGAGCUGGAGGGCUACCGGAAUUUCAUAUUUCAGCUUCAAAAGCACUCCCAGUGCAGCGAGGCCAUUAUUACAGUUUUGUGUGGGACAGAAGGGGCCCCAGAUGGCUUGAACAAGCCCAAGGGCAGUGCUGAUGAAGAAGAAAUGACCUUUUCCAGUUUGCACCAAGUACGAUAUGUGAAGCACAUGAAAAUCCUCUGUCCUCUGGCCCCAGAGAUGAUUGAUGGCAGGAUGCUAGAGAGCCUCAAGCGGCAGCUACUGGACCAGGGGGAUGAGUUGCAGAAGGAGCAGAAUUUGAACUUGGAACUGUUCAGUGAAAUCCAUAACCUGCAGAAUAAGUUCAGAGAUCUCUCACCCUCAAGAUACGAUUCAUUAGUUCAGUCCCAAGCCAGGGAGCUGUCCCUUCAGCGGCAGCAGAUUAAGGACAGCCACGGCAUCUGUGUCAUGUACCGUCAACACGUGAACACCAUGAUUAAGGCAUUUGAGGAGUUGCUGCAGGCCAGCGACGUGGAUCACUGUGUGGCCGAGGGCUUCCAGGAGCAGUUGAAUCAAUGUGCUGAACUGCUGGAGAAAUUGGAAAUGCUGUUUCUCAACGGAAAAUCAUCUGGAGUGGAGACGAGUCCCCAGAUUGAGCCGAUGGAGAGGACUGAGGAAGACAACAUAGACUACCAACGGAUUCUGCCCGAGUCUCCUGAGCCUUUCUCCUCUCGUGCGCUGUCUGAUGAUGAAAUGUCCGAUAAGUCCUUCCUCUCUCGAGACCAGAAGCAAGACAGUGAGUCUCUGCGGACCUCAGUCAUGGCCGACCGUUUUUCUCAAGACUUACUAAUGGAACACAUACAGGAAAUUCGAACUUUGAGAAAACGUUUAGAAGAAUCUAUUAAAACAAAUGAGAAGCUACGGAAACAGCUGGAACGGCAGGGGUCUGAGUUUGAUCAAGAUAAACAGAAAGAGAAUGAAAAAUUACGAGAGUCCCUCUCCAGGAACGUGGCGAGCCUGGAGCACCUGCGGCAGGAGCACGCGGCUGCGAGGGGAGAAAACGAGAGGCUGAGGAAGGAAGUCAGCGAGAGGGACGUGCUCAACCAGCAGCUGAGCCAGGAGCUGGGCAGGGCACAGGAGGAGGUGAAAUGGAGGCAGCAGCUGCUCUGGCAGAACCACAAGUUGCUCCAGUCCCUCCGUGUGGAGCUGAAGGUGUACGUGAAGCUGGAUGAAGAGCACCAGAGGCUGCGGCGAGAGGCUGGAGCAGAGGCAGCAGAAAGCUGGAAGGGGCAGGAGCCUCUCAGUGACCUGCAUGAGCUCCUGAAAGAGAUCCAGGCUCUGCGGGCACAGUUGGAAAUGGGCAUCAAAACCAACAGCACCUUGCAGAGCAAGCUGGAGGAGCAGCUGGCACAGGGGCUGAAGAAGGCCCAGGAAGGAGCCCUCACUGUGGCUGUCCAAGCCCUGUGUGUCCCUGAGUGGUCCCUUCAGCUAGACAGACACGGUGGUGACAAAUGUCCCAUGGCAAGCAGUCAUUCCUUUGACCUGUUUGAUUCCACCCUGGCUAUGAUGCCAAAGUCAGCUUCAGAGACUCCUCUGUUCUCUGAAAAGGACACAGACUCCCUCUCCUGCAACAGUGGUAGCUCUGUAACCAGCACCCCUUGCCUGCCCCACCUGGCUGCUCGCCAUUGCCUGUGGGCCAGCAGGAGUGGCCACCACAUCCUGGGCCUGAUCGAGGACUAUGACGCGCUGUGUGAGCAGAUCCACCAGGGACAGAGGCUCCUUGCUGAGAUGGACAUGCAAACCCAAGAGGUUUCUAGCCCCUCAAGUCCAGAGCUGGAGACAAAGGGUCUGCACUCGCCGCCUCUGAGCAAGUUUGUCUGCAGCGUGACCACGGCCAGGCUGAUCCUGGAAGAGGCCUCAAGGUUGCUGAAGCUCCUCUGGAGAGUUUCGCUCCCCACGGAUGGCCAGUGUACCCUUCACUGUGGGCAGAUUGGAGAAAUGAAAGCAGAGAUCACCAAACUACAUAAAAAAUUGUUUGGACAAGAAAAGAAGUUGCAGGACACCAUGAGUCUUUUGCAGCAGAGCAAGCAUCAGGAAAAAGUCAUCUUUGACCAGUUGCUUGUAACCCACAAAGUCCUUCGGAAGGCCAGAGGAAACCUAGAGCUGAGGCCCGGGGGUGUCCAUCCAGGAACGUCCAGUCCCAGCAGACCCGGCUCCUGAGGACUUGAAGCCAAUAAAGCUUGUGGCCCCAAGAUCACGCGUCUCUGUUCCAGCUGAGGCUUCUGGCGACUGAGGGAGGAGGGGAGAAAGGGCUGCGUGGCUGAGGAAAUCUCUUUCCCUCGGUGUUUUCCAUUCGCGCUGGCUCAUGGUUGUUGCCACAGGGGUUCAGGUGCUCUGCAGUGAGCGAGAGGCCUUGAGCUCCCGGAGGCUGGGCGCAGUGCUGGGCUCCUGUCCGCCACAGCGUGCUUAGCUCUCGCUGGCUCUGCUGUUCCAAGAGUCUCCUUAAAUGAUUCAUUUCAUUCCAAGGGGAUGAUUCAGUCAUUUUGUGUGGAGCCUCAAAGCCUGGGCCCCCAGCUCCCAGGUCUCGGGAGUCGUUGGUCAUCAGGUCUCGUGCUGAACCACUCAGGUCUCGAGAGAGGAGUGCUCCAUGCAGCGUGGCUGUGGAACUGUGCCCGCUUCCUGCAGGCGCUCAGCUUCUCGGUCACCUGAGGAACAGCCUCCGAGGUGGUGCUGUUCCGACUUAGGAAGGAGCAAAGUAAGACUGGGACUGGGCAUUUGCACUGCCCUGGUGAUGACAGGGACCUGUCUACCCAGCUGUCCUCAUUGCUGCCUGGGGUCCUUGCUUGCUGCAGCCCUGUCAUUGACCCUCAUGCUUAGGAACAGGCCUGAGCAGCACGGUGUCCCUGAGAAGUAAACGAAGCCGGGCCCAAGCCUGGCCCUGGGCAUCUCCUGGAGACUGUGGCAGACUCGGCCUCCAGCCGUGCUUUGACGUGUUUCUCUGACGCCUGGCCUUGCUCUUCCUGUCUCAGAGCCCCUGCCAGUGGGAGCCCAGGCAGGAAGCACCUCUACCCCUGCUCGCGCCAUUGCUCUGGGCACUUGAGUGUCCGUUUGGAUGACCUGCAGUUUGCUUGCCUUCUGAAGGCACUCAUGCUGACAUUCAGCCUCUGGCCAUAGCUUCCUGUGCCUCCAGCUCCCAGCUGCCUCAUCCCCCUUGUGUCCUGACCUCUUGGAGUUUCUCAUCUCUGGUCCUCGACCUCUUCUCCUGUCUCUUGGCCCCUUUCUAGCCUUCAGUUCCUUUUCUGUCCAGUUUCUUGAAUCUUGUCCCCAUGCCCAGAUUCCUUCUCUGCCCUGCAGCAGCUGAGGUGCUGAGAAAGUAGUGCCUCCUCCCACUCAGUACCCAUGGGUGGCCUCCCACCACCCUCUGGUCCAAGCCCAGGUCCCUGAAGCAUUCACCCGGGCCCACGUCUGACCCCUGCUGAUGCCCCUGGCCCCUUUCGUUCCACUUCCUUGCAUUCCCGCCAGGCCCAGGUGUAGCCAACCAUCUCCAGCUCCCUGGUGGGGUCUUGCCACUCCACCCAGCCCGACCAGGGUGCUCUUUUUGAAGUGCCCCUCCUACCCUUUCUCUUUCCAUCUAGCUGUGAGUGGUCUUUCAGAACUCUUUCCCCCUUUGGGGAGCCUCUCCUGACCACCGAUGCUCCUGACGCCCCUCCUCUCUGCUCCUGCAGCCCCCACAGCUGUUGCUCCCUGUUCGAGAACCUCCCUGAGCUCCUGCAGGCCUGGUACACAGCCGAGCAGGUGAGACCAGUCCCUGGGAGAGACUGGAUCUGAAGAGGCUGCCUUACUGACUCCACUGCUCAGUCCAGGGCAGCUUCAGACACCCCCAGCAGUCCUGCCCUGGAGUCCUUGGAGCCACGGGGGGCUGUGGUGGUCUGGAUCACUCUGCCUUCACAGAACAGCUAAGCGCAUUAGCUUAUGAGUGGUGGAGUUGGACCUUGAUCCCUCCUGUCCUUCCAAACCCCAGACUGGCUUCUGCUACCCGCCCAGCUGCUCAGAUGCAGUGAUGCUCAGCUGGAGGCAGAGGGAGCAGAGCCCAGGGGAGCCCAGGAGUGGGCCUUACCCCAGGCCCCCUGCUCUCCACUGAGUGAGGGGCUGGGGCAAGAGGUGGGAGAGCACCCUUCCUGCGGGGUUCCUGUCAUCUGCUCUUCCUGCACAGCCACACCAUUUUCAUACUUGCCCGUGUGUGAAGACUCAGGUUUAGGCAUAGUGUCACGUGGAGUUUCUUUUCCAAGAAGUCACACCAUGGACUUGCCGUGCAGAAGCUUGGUCAGCAGGAGAGCAGGCGGCUGGGUCCUGUCCCCAGCCUCCACACCUGUCAGAUGGGGCUUACCCUUCUGCCCAGUCCUGAUGGCAGAGUUGAUGAGAGCCUCAGAAUUUAGAAGUGACCGAACAGUAACAUCCUUGUCAAAAGUUAAUGACUCUUCAGUAUCUCUCCGUGGCUGGGCCCAAGCAAGUUUUUAAAGUAUUAUUUGAAGUUUCUGUGUCAGGUGUGCACAAAGGCAGUGUGUGUGUGUGUGAAUGGGCAGAGGCGGGGUUGUACCAGUGUAGUGGUUAGCGCUCAGGCCAGGCUUGAUGUCAGACCUGGCUUCAGAUUUACCCAUGGGGAACAGUACCACCUUGCCUAGCUCGUGGUUAGUGCACAGCCCAUGGGGCCUGAGCUGGGCUGCUCUGAGGAAGGAACCUCUGGUGUGUCCUGCCUGGAUGCUGACCCAGGGUGCCAGGAGCACGGCCUGCAGGGCAACCUGUAGGAGCCCAGUGGCCCUCUCUUCAGCUCACCACGGGUUUUCAGGAUGUGGUGAUCAAAGCAAACGUGCUUUUAUUCCUUAGCUUAAAAUAGUCCCAGCCUUGUUCCAGGGAAGGCCCGCCCUCUUCUAGGAGGUAGUGGAGCAGACGGUUUGGGCUGGAUUAGGGCCAAGAACAAAUUCUGCAAAUAAGGACAAUUUGGACCUUGGGAAAAGCUCCAUUGUCCCUGGUGAGUUAAUUUCACCAGCAGCUGAAUUCAGGAGACUCCUGAGCAGCAAUCAGAAAAUGCGUCAAUUUCACGUCCUCAGCAAAAUUAAUUACCACGUGUGCAGCACACCUGAGAGAAACAGCUGCAGGGGCUAAAUAUGGAGAGGAGAGGAGAAGGAGAGGUGGAGGCUCCACUUGGCCCACCUUGGGAGUGGUGCUGUGACCUCGCUUCUGAACCUUCCCUGCCAAGAGGUAAAGGGCAAGCUCCUGGCCCCCCAGGCGGCCUCAGCCUGGAUAGCAGUGGCCACCUCCCCCUGCCCUGUGAUCAGCUCUUUAGUCUGCUCGCCGCCUCCACCAUUUCACAGACGAGGAAACUGUCACUCAGAACCUGUUCUCUGAAUCUUCCUGCCCUCUAGAUUAUUGUCUGUUUGAAACACUGCAGCCCUGCCCUACAUUACAAAGGGCAGUGUCCCCACCUGCCCUUUCCCGCUCGGUGUCUCUGAUAACCAGAGCAGGCACCCAGAAACCCACAGGUGAAUUCCCCCACACAGUAGCCUGGGAACUGCUUGUGAAUAGCCCGAGGACAGAAAAAGAGUGAUCUUGUUACUAUGUUCUCAGCCUCGCAGAGGCCAAGAAACCUGCCCGGGGAUCCUAGCCUGCCAAAUAGCCUCUCCAAUCUUGGCCAUAUUUUAUGUCUAACUCAAAAAUUCAGUUAUCAAGAUGACUCAUCCCAUCUCCUGAGGAGCAGGCUCUGUCUCAGGGGCCAGAUGUGUUUACCUCUGGCCUCAGUGGAGCCUUCCCAGCUGGAUCUGCUUGUUGCCAGAGGGCCGGCCAUGGGCAGAUCCACAGACCCAGGGGUCUGUCCUGGGCCUCAGGAGGUGCCUGAAAAGACCAAGCCUCAGUUUCCUCAUUUGCAAAGUCAUGAGAUAGGGAAAGAUAAGGACAUGUAAUGGCCCAAGGUGAGGCCUAAGCUUCAGCCCAGGCCCAGGGCUUCGUUCAUGUCUGUGAGAGCCCUGCCUCCAGCCAGCAGCUCGUCCCUCACCCUCUGUGUUCUGUCUGCCUUCAGGGCCACUUUAUCUCCCAAAGCCAUUGCUUCAUCCAGAUUGCCAUCAGCUCCCACCUGGACUACUUCCUGCAAUAUGGGAACUCCCCACUUCCACCCAACCCCUCUCCAGAUAUCCCCAGGCCACGGGUAGAGUGGCCUACAAUGCAGAGCCAACCUCGUAGCCCCAGGGUCGGCACGGAAAGCCUGCUCACCAGGCUGGUUCAGGCCCCGCUGCUGCCCUCAGCCUUCCUCCCCGGCCCCGGCCUCUGCACGCUGCCCCCGGCCCGCACCUCUCACCCUGCUCUCGUGCUGGUGGCUCCUACUCAUGUUCCAGAGCCCAGUCAUUGGUCUCCCCCAUCAGAAGGGGCCCUAAUGCUGACAUUUGGUGCCGGCUGAGUUGGCCUCACUGGCAUUUGGCCACCAUGGGUAUGAUUUGGGGCAGCGAUGCCUCUUCCUGUCACUAGCCUGAAGCUCUGUGAGUGCCCAGCCCUGGCACCUGGCACAGGGCCAGCCAAUACAUCAUUCAGCCAGCUUUCUCAGCCACUCGCACCUCCCACAAGAGCAGAAGAGACAAACCAUGGUGCUAAGAGGGAACACUUGCCUGGGGUCCUGUGAGCAGGUGGCGUUGGGAACCUUACCACGUGGUGGUCCUCGUGCCAGCUCGGUGGGGAUGGAACUGCCAUUUUCAGAUGAAAGAUGGAAGCAGAGCCACCCGCCCUGAAUCACAGGGCCAGGAGCUGGGAGUGGUGUUCCAGCGGAGCCUGCAGGUGCCCCGGGCCCAGGUGGGGCCGCCCUCAGUGCAGCUCGGCCUGGUCAGUGCUGGAGUGCUGGGCUGUGCAGGUGCACGGUUUGCAGUGGCGGAGCGUCUACUUUGGCAUGCUGCCUGCCCAGCAGGGUUGUGCCAGGGACCCGAAGCCUGGCCCUGUCCUGCUUGGCCCAUCUCUGCUCCUCUCUCGGCCUCCAUCUCCACCUUCAGUGGAAGGCCGAGUUGGAACCGCCUUUAGCUCAUCAUUUUCAGCCUGUCCGCGCCUUCCCUGCUCUUCAGCAGUGUCCACGUUGACUCCUCCGUGGGGAGGCCUCUGCCGUGGCCUGGCCCAGAGGCAGCACUGGUGUGGCGAGUCCGUGCCCCUGGGUCUGUUGACAGCUGCACGGUGGUCCCCAGCACCUUCCCCCGCGCCCCUCGAGUGCUGUCAUCAGCGUGGCUGUUAGCUGGCGUUCACGCUGGAGCUUAAUUACAUGUUUGCAGGCUUGAAAAGACACUCUAUUUGUAUUAACGCCACUUCCUCGUAAACAGAACAAUGUGGUCCCAGCUCAGUUGGGGCAGGGGACGACGGGCUGGCAGGCACAGGGAAGCCGAACAGGGUCACCCUGGACUCCUCCUCCUCAGCUGAAAUGACAGUGGGGUCGGAGGCCAAAGAUAGGUGACCAGGCCACAAGGUUCCCUGGGGGCGGGGCCAAUGGCCAGGAGUCCAGCGGGAACCCGUGUGAGAGAGGCCUGAGCAGGUGGGCGGUGGCUCAGUACUGAGCGCAGGAAGGGGUCUGAAGACUCACGGGUGCCAGAUCCACUUCCAGCACCUGCAUGCCCCUGAGUCGAUCCCAGGCGGAUGUUGGGGCAGCCCACAGGUGAUUGCUCCGUCGGGCUCCGGGAAGAGGGGCUCCUAACAGCCUUGGAGGUGAACGGAGGGUGUCCUGUGGUGACCCUGGGUGAGUGGUAAAGGCCACCUGGGCAUUCGUGGGGAGAGCAGGUGAAGAGGAGGGGGCGCCAGGCAGAGGAUGGAGCUGGUAAAGGUCUGCAUCUGUGCCCUGGAUCUGGCUGGGGUUAGAAUCCACUCAGCCAUGCUGGCAGGGCCUUCGGUGGCACCAUGGGGCAAGCAGGCUUCAUCCAGGGAUGCAGGGAAGAGCCUAGAAAGAUGGCGUUGGGCAAGGGGCAGGCCUGGAGGCAAGGCUGUGGUGGGUUCGAGACACCCAGGAGGACAUGCCCUGGGGU
Sciurus carolinensis (gray squirrel) is the source of this 11549-nucleotide messenger RNA. RefSeq names its product CDK5 regulatory subunit associated protein 2 (gene Cdk5rap2). Gene Ontology annotation, biological process: chromosome segregation; positive regulation of DNA-templated transcription; positive regulation of microtubule polymerization. The coding region runs from base 163 to 5730 and encodes 1855 amino acids. Gene Ontology annotation, cellular component: microtubule organizing center; pericentriolar material; mitotic spindle pole. The record is from RefSeq and is a predicted model, not a curated record. The transcript is spliced from 37 exons. NCBI's taxonomy places the organism in Eukaryota, Metazoa, Chordata, Mammalia, Rodentia, Sciuridae. Gene Ontology annotation, molecular function: gamma-tubulin binding; protein kinase binding; transcription cis-regulatory region binding.